AUGGCAGCAGCAAGCUCAGAGGAGCCGUUCAAUACAUUUGCUGACGCAGUAGAAACGGUAGAAUUGACUGUUCAGACUGGACCAGGGUGGGAUCCAAGCCUGAGUGGUGAUUGGGACAAAGUGAAAGCCAGUCCACAAUGUAUAAUGAGAAUUAAAAGAGACAUAAUGACAAUAUAUAAAGAACCACCACCAGGCAUGUUUAUAGUACCAGAUAAAGAUGAUUUAACCAUUAUACACAGUCUGAUAACUGGACCAUUUGAUACACCAUAUGAAGGAGGGUUUUUCUACUUCUUGAUACGAUGUCCACCAGAUUAUCCUAUCCGUCCACCCAGAGUUAAACUGAUGACAACUGGGGAUGGCAGGGUACGCUUUAAUCCUAACCUUUAUAAAAAUGGAAAAGUUUGUUUGAGUAUAUUGGGGACAUGGUCAGGUCCAGCAUGGUCUCCUGCUCAAAGUUUAUCUACAAUAUUAAUGUCUAUACAGUCUUUAAUGAAUGAAAAACCUUAUCAUAAUGAACCAGGCUUUGAAACUGAGCGAAAUGCAGGAGAUGCUAAACGCUAUAAUGAUAUUAUUUGUCAUGAAACAAUCCGUAUAGCAGUAUGUGAUAUGCUGAUGGGAAAAAUACAUUGCCCUGAUGCACUGAGAGAAGUUAUGGAGAAAUCUUUUCCUAAUUAUUAUGAUUAUUAUGAAGGUGUUUGUCAUUCUUGUAAAAAUAAACAAGGACAAAGCAUGCAGGAUCCAUUUGGUGAAAAGCGAGGUACAUUUGAUUAUGAGACUUUAUUAAAUAAAUUAAAGAUGAUAAAAAGUAAAUUGUCUGAAAAGAAUGACAGUUCAGAUGAUAUGGAUGAUGGAACAGAUUCAGAUAUGGACACAUCUGCUCCUAGUACCAGCUGA
Molecule: messenger RNA, 894 nt
Organism: Lottia gigantea (owl limpet)
Lineage: Eukaryota; Metazoa; Mollusca; Gastropoda; Lottiidae
Exons: 6
Coding region: 1-894 (297 amino acids)
Biological process (GO): negative regulation of apoptotic process
Cellular component (GO): nucleus
Molecular function (GO): cysteine-type endopeptidase inhibitor activity; ubiquitin conjugating enzyme activity
Source: RefSeq, a predicted model, not a curated record